CUUUCCUGAACAGGUCGGUAAGCAUAGGCUCGUUCAAAUGUACAUUGAAAAAAAAGCUCCCGCUCUGAGCCCUGAUUGGCUGAGCCCGUGACAGUGGUCCGCGCUGAUUGGCUGCCAGGGGAAUUAAAGAGCUGGGGGAAGAGGCAGAAGCUUGGAAGGAGCGGAGUUUGAAUGAACAGGAAGGUGGGCCGCAGAAGUUGUCGCUGGAGCUGUAGCUGAGUGAGAUGGCUGAUGAGAAAGAAGUAAACAUGCAGAUUACUCCAGAGACUCCUGGGCAACUUAGGAUCUAUAACCCCUUUGAAAGUCCGAGUGAUUAUAGCCACCUACAGGAGCCCAUUGUGUCCAGCCCAACAGUUUUUAAAUCCACAAAAUCAGCGACUCCUGGGAAAUUCAGAUGGUCUAUAGAUAAGCUUGCUUUAAUCAAUCCUGUGGAAAUUGACUCUGAAGAAAUAUGUCGUCAAGCACUGUAUUUAAGUCAAGCCAGAAUAGAUGCAGAGAUGGAAGAAAAAAGACAAAAAGCAAUCGAAGAGUUCUUUACUAAAAGCGUCAUUGUUCCAUCUCCAUGGAUAGAUCACAGUGGGAAACAGGUUUCUCAACUUAAUUCAACGAACUGUAUGGACAUAAACUAUUCAUCACCAAUUGGCAGAGAGAUAGCUGUGCAACCUGGAAAAAGUAACGCUUCUUGCCAGACCUUAUUGUCUCUGCCUGUAGAUUUUGACAUCGAAAAAAUAUUAGGUGAACAUUUUAAGGUGGAUGAAUUAGCCGAUCAAUCUCAAGAAAGCCUGAGUUCUUCCUCAUUGAGAAGAAAGCUCUUUUUAGAUGAGGAUGGGAGCCUCUCCUCUGGGAACACAUCCCCUGCUCCUCAUAGUCCGCACAAUGUUCCAGCCUCCCUUGGAGUACUGUAUUCAAUAGACAUCUCUCCAGUCCGCUGUAGAAGUCCACUAAAUACUUCAAGCUCGGGCCAGUUUUCCUCCAGCCCUAUUCAGGGAGGUAAGAGGACCUACAGUCUGGGAAGCCUAUCCAGCCCUUCGUUCCUAGAGAGAAAUCUGGCAAAUUGUGCUUCUCCAACUGUCUCUCCAAUUAGUAUUCAGAUAAGAAAGACACCACUAUCAGAACAAAAACACCUCACUUUUCGGUCUCCGGAUGUGCCUUCUGUUUCGAAUGUAUUCCGACCAGCUCCUUGUGGUACCAGGAGUUCUUUUGCAGAAUGUUCUCCAUUAGAACAUUUUUCCCCCAUGAGAACUGUGACAUGUCGAGGAGGCAAAGUGUAUCAGACCUCCCUCACUCGCUUGCCUUCUACUCCUGAAAGCCCCAGUGAAAAGCAGGAGGAAGAGGUGGAUGAGGCCACAGCAAAUGUUUUGCCUGAAGAAAAUCCAUCCCCAGUACGGGCAAAAAGCAACCUGCACCAAUUGAAUGGAGAUGUCUCUACACAUGGCACCCAUUUGGUGGUUGCCAGAGUGGCCCUUUCACCAGACCAUUCUGAAGAAAACAGACAGGAGUUUGCAAUGAUCAAUGAUCUCCACAAUUUAAAGGAAAGCCAUACGGUGGAUAUGUAUGAUCCAGACGAGAUCUUGGAUGAGAACUCAGUAAAAGGAUUAGCUGAAAAUAAUGGCAUGACAAUCACUGGCUUGAACUUUGAAGGUUCUUGCAUCUGUAUGUCUCCUAUUGCUGAAAGCAGUGUCACUCCCUGUGAGAACAGUAGCCUCCAGGUGGAUAGUGGUUACAAUGGCCAGACUUGUUCCAGUAGUCUUAUGGACACAGUUGGAGCGGAGACCAGUUGCAAAGAAAACGACAUGCAUCUUUGCGAGAGUCACAACAAUUCCCAUUUUUUCAGAGCAAAGCAUGGAAAAGCCCUUCCUAGAUACUGGACUGAAAAUGAGUCUGCUUAUCAAUCCAGUAGCAGUCUUCUAGAAACGCAUUUCUCAAAGUGAUCUGCUUGUGGCAUGAUUAAUGUGUGAAGAACUGCACGGUGGAGCUGAAGUGAGGACUGAAAAACAUGUGAAAGGUGUGAUUGGUGCAAUUGCUCUCUAGGAGCAGAAAAGCCAUUGGCAAAUAAGUAACGUUUAAAAUGGAAAUGAACAACGAAACCUCCUAGGUCUUUGACCCUAGUACUUCUCAUGGAAAAAAACGUUGCUUUUGGUUUGCUGCCCCUGGGAUUAAGACUUGCACAAAAAGGGACAGCCAUCUUUGGGCAAAUUGUGGUAGUUGCACACACAUUUUCCAGAUAUGCAGACUGAUAAUGCCAACUCAUAAGCUCCAGAUAGGUUUUCUUGGCUGCUACUACUCAUUUGACCUAGACAUCCACAUUUUACAGAAUUGUAGUGACAUACAAUUUGCUGAUCCUGUUUUCCAUGAAAAUAAUUAGUGUUACAGACACUUUCUCCCUUUCAAAACUUAUGUCAAGAAGAUUGUACGAAGAAGCAAAAUACUUAAGAUACACUGCACUGGUUUUAAACAUUUGUCCUUUUCUUUUUAAAAGAAAUUUUAAUAUUUAAUAGAAUAAUACAGAUCUUGCAACGGCUGUUUUUUAUUAUCACUGAACCUAGAAAGCAUAAUUCUUUAAUGGACACCUUUUUACCACACUUCAUUGUAAGUCCUAACCACCUUUUAAAAUUAUGGAAUGAAACUUGAUCAGCGCAAUAAAGACUUCUCACAAA
Messenger RNA from Anolis sagrei ordinatus, 2657 nucleotides. RefSeq names its product BORA aurora kinase A activator (gene BORA). Gene Ontology annotation, cellular component: cytoplasm; nucleus. Gene Ontology annotation, molecular function: protein kinase binding. NCBI's taxonomy places the organism in Eukaryota, Metazoa, Chordata, Lepidosauria, Squamata, Anolidae. Gene Ontology annotation, biological process: activation of protein kinase activity; regulation of mitotic nuclear division; regulation of mitotic spindle organization. The record is from RefSeq and is a predicted model, not a curated record.